Messenger RNA from Medicago truncatula (barrel medic), 3434 nucleotides. Its product is annotated as serine/threonine-protein kinase ATM. The transcript has 9 exons. Bases 177 to 3161 code for a protein of 994 amino acids. NCBI's taxonomy places the organism in Eukaryota, Viridiplantae, Streptophyta, Magnoliopsida, Fabales, Fabaceae. The record is from RefSeq and is a predicted model, not a curated record.
CUCAUUGUACUUUGCAUCUUUUUAAGAAACAACACUACAUAGUUUCGCACUGAACUCAACUGAAGGAAAGAAAAUAAAAACCGAAACUCUCGCCGGAAAAAUCGCCGGAGUCUCUCACCGGCCACCGGCGAAAAUAAUCAGCCAGUGUUUGUUUCAGUUUAAUUGAGAAGGGGGAGAUGGACGAAUUUCAGGCAGGAAUUGACAAUGUGGAUACUGGUCAUGAGGCGAAAAUGACCGAAAACACCCUGGUGGUGAUGAAUACUUCUGAUGAAAUUCGAGGUGUUCCAUUCCAAGAAGAUUUGUAUCCGAAUGAGGCAAUGGAUGUGAUUCAGGCAAGACUUGAAAAUUUAGAUUCUGGUUAUGAGGCAAAAAUGACUGAAAAUACCCCAGUGACCAACACUUCAGAGAAAUUCCAAGGCGCUCCAUUGGAAGAAGAUUUCUAUCAGAAGGCUGCAAUGGAUGUGCUUCAGGCAGGACUUGAAAAUGUAGAUUCAGGUUAUGAGGCAAAAGUGACUGAGAACACCCCGGUGACGAACACUUCAGAGAAAUUUCGAGGUGUUCGAUUCCAAGAAGAUUUUUACCCAAAGGAGGCAAUGGAUGUGCUUCAGGUAGGAAUUGAAAAUGUAGAUUCUGGUUAUGAGGCAAACGUGACUGAAAACACCCCAGCGACGAACACUUCAGACAAAUUCCAAGGUGUUCCAUUCCAAGAAGAUCUGUAUCAGAAGGCGGCAAUGGAUGUGCUUCAGGCAGGAGCAGGACUUAAAAACGUAGAUUCUGGUUAUGAGAAGAAAAUGACUGAAAACACCCCCAUGACUGAUACUUCAGAGAAAAUCCGAGGUGAAGAUUUGUAUCAGAAGGCGGCAAUGGAUGUGCUUCAGGCAGAAGCAGGACUUGAAAAUGUAGAUUCUGGUUAUGAGAAGAAAAUGACUGAAAACACUCCCAUGGCUGAUACUUCAGAGAAAAUCCGAGGUGAAGAUUUGUAUCAGAAGGCGGCAAUGGAUGUGCUUCAGGCAGGAGCUGGACUUGAAAAUGUAGAAAACACUCCCAUGAUUGAUACUUCAGAGAAAAUCCGAGGUGCUGAAUCUAGAUGUCGGAGAAGAAGUAAAUAUUUAUCUUACCCAUACACAAAUAGUGGACCAAGAGAUAAAGAUUCGCCAGCUGAAACAGAAGAAUCGAAAACUCCAUGUGUUGUUGUUAAAGAAAAGGCUUCAAGCAGAACUAGUAAACCUUCAAAUGGAUCUAUUUUACCUGAUAAAUUGGUUAGCAAGAGAUUCCAAAAUAACUGGUACAGAAAAUUCAUCAGCUGUAGUAGUAUGUCUAGCAGUCCAGAUUUCGUAAGUGCAAGUUCCGGUGAUUUACUUUCAGGACUAUUUUCUACUGCUGUUGAUUGUAUGUCUCCAAUUGAGGAUAAAAACUUUGAUUUGGUUGAGUGGUUCUUCUGUAAAAAAAGAAUAUCAGAAUAUCACGAUGAGGCUGAACUUGCUACUUCUUUGGUUAGUGUGAAUGGGGGGAAAACAGUGAAACCUGGUGGCAAUGAUUUACUGGAUACCAAAAGUAGGAAGAAGAGAAAGAAUACUAAAGCGGAAAAUGCAGCAAGGCAUAAGAUGAAACCUCUUUCUGGUCUAUCGGAUAUGAAGGGUAAUGUUUCUAUAGUUGACUGCACAAGUUCUGGGAAAAAACUUCAACAAAAGAGGAAGGUGGAAGAAAUAACUUCAUUGCAUCAGCUGCAAAGUCCGGAGACAACUAUAAAUGAGAGUGGAAAUAUAUGCAGCUCAGUUCCUGAAACUCAAAAUCAUAAUGUCCUUGCUUCUGAAAAAAAGACUAGGCCUAAAAAGAAACAAAAGUUGGAAGCUGCACAAAAGUAUCAAGGUGCCCAGCUUGCUUCUCAUUUCCAUUCGAAGAGUACGGAAUGCAGCUCACUAGUAAUAGAUUUGCAGUUUAUGUCCCCACCUCUACCUGUUGAUAUUCAUCAGAAAAGCAAUGGUGAAAAUAAGGAAGAACAAGUUUUUAAAGUUUCAAAUCCAGAGAUACGUGUCUCCCAAGGAGAACUUGAUGGAAAUGUUACUCGUAACUUGUUAGUGGGUACAUCAGAGGCUGGUACUGCCUCCCAGGAAGGAUUUGCAGCAAAUAUUACUAAUCAUAACAUGUCGGUAAAUGCUGCAUCAGAGCUUGGUUCAGUAUACCAGGCAAGAUUUGUUGGCACUGCCUCCAUAAAUAAAAGAGAGAAGAAGAAAAGAACGAAGAAAGCACCACAGGAGCAUCCCAAUACUAAACAUGCUAGAGAGAUACCUGAUUUGAACAACAUUAGCUUUGAGUCCAGUUCAAUAAGAAAAGAAUCCGGACCUGUCAACUUCCUUUCAUCUGAAUUGAAGUCAGGGCACCCAAGAAGCUUAUCCGCUUGCUCGAGCCGUACCAAAACUGUCAACUUAGGUGGAGUUGAGUACAAUGGAAAAUCAGUUGGAACCUUUCUCUUUCUACAAUUCGCACCAGGAGUUGAUAUCCCAUCAAAAGAGGAUUUGUUGAAAACAUUUUGCCGGUUUGGUCCGCUGAAAGCAUCCGAAACUCAGAUGAUGAAAGAUAAUGGUAGUGCUCAAAUUGUUUUUGUUAGAAGCAUAGAUGCUGCAGAAGCACUUCGCAAUUUAGAGCAGAACAACCCAUUUGGUGCAGCUCUUGUGGGCUACAGGCUCCAUCCUCCUCCUGCAGCGGCUCCACCAUUGGAGCAAUGCAUGACACCAACCCAACCAAGGCCCCAUCAUCCUCCUGCGGCAGCUUCACCAUUGGAGCAAUUCAUGACACCAACUCAACCAAGGCUCCAUCAUCCUCCUGCAGGGGCUCCACCAUUGACGCAACUCAUAACACCUACUCAACCAAGGGUCCAUCAUCCUCCUGCGGCGGCUCCACCAUUGCCAACUCAAUCAAGGCCCCAUCAUCCUCCUGCUGCGGCUCCACCAUUGGAGCAACUCAUGACACCAACCCAACCAACUAGGUCUAUGCCAAUGCCUGGUGAGACACCUCCUCCUCUUGAGAUUAUGAAGCAGAACUUGCAGAUGAUGACAUCAGCGCUGGAGAAGUCAGGGAAUAAUCUUUCUCCCCAGAUGAAAGCCAAAUUGGAAGGUGAAAUAAAAAAUCUCCUGACCAAGAUGAAUAGGGGUAAAGUAUGAACAUUAGUAUGGGAAGUUUUCCUAUUUAAAUUAAGUAUCAUUGUAUUGAGAUUUAUAAGUAGUUUAAAUUAUCCGUUAAACAAAAAAAGGUAGAUUAGAUUAGACUAGUUUUGGCUUCUGUUCUAGUUCUUCUUCGGUUGUUGGUCUGUUGUUGUACCUUUGUACUUUCCUGCUGAUUCUUUGACUUUGCACAAAAUGGCGCAAGGAUAUCAAUUUAUGGUUGUCAUUGGACUAUAUCAUCCAGAUAAAUAUUUAUCAAGCUUUUCUUUCAUA